Drosophila subobscura is the source of this 2359-nucleotide messenger RNA. Its product is annotated as zinc finger protein 33A. The record is from RefSeq and is a predicted model, not a curated record. Gene Ontology annotation, biological process: regulation of transcription by RNA polymerase II. Lineage: Eukaryota; Metazoa; Arthropoda; Insecta; Diptera; Drosophilidae. Gene Ontology annotation, cellular component: nucleus. Gene Ontology annotation, molecular function: RNA polymerase II transcription regulatory region sequence-specific DNA binding; DNA-binding transcription factor activity, RNA polymerase II-specific. Bases 230 to 2116 code for a protein of 628 amino acids. The transcript is spliced from 5 exons.
UUUACAAAAACUUCGCUUCGAGUACUCUGUUAAAUAAACAAUUUUAGGGAAUAAUAGAAAGAAUGCAAGAAAAUGUGCAAGUGCAUCGCAGAUCUAAUUGACAAGCAGCACGGGGUCACAAUGUAGCAACGUUCUGCUUUCUCCAGGUGAACCACACAUAAAAUAUAAAUUUCCACUUGCACAUGCAUUGCAUCUUCGCGGAAGGCUGUUCCCCAUCGGCUUCGGCAUUAUGCGAGAUGCUGAUGCUCCUGAACCACAGCCAAGUAGCAGUGGCGGGUUGCUGGAUGAGGAAGGGUGCAACGGCCAGCACCAGAAAGGUGAGGUGGACGAAAACGCCAACUGCACCAUCUGUGGGGCCGCAAAAUCGUCCGCCCUGCUGGACCUCAGGUCCAAUCAGGUAAUGCAGCGCCGCCUCAGUCGGGACUGGAAGAUGCAGGCCGAUGUAAUCCGAUCUACACUGAAAGCCAUAUGCGUAGAGUGCGUUUGCAAGUUGAACAUGCACUCGGAGGUCACGCGCUCUCUGAUGCAGCGGAUGCAACGGCUGCAACAUGAAGGAAGCGGCCCGUCCACCGUGACGACGACUACGGUUACGCCCACACAACUCAGUCCUCCCAUAGCGGAUGCCGAGGUGUCCACUACUCUAGUAGAUUUGCAGGAAGUCCAAAUGCCAGCCACUGACCAAAGCGGUCGCAGCUCACGGUCCUCUUGCUCCGUACUAGAAGCCUACGCUGCUCAGCCACCUGAAUCUCCUUCUGCGACCGAGUCGGGCGGCACUCGCAACAACAGUGUAAAUGCCCAGGACGGCUGGAAGUGGCGCACACGGCUGGUCUGUCAACACUGUGGGCGAGCCUACUUCCGCAAAGACUAUUUUACUGUGCACUCACGCCGGUGCAGGUCGCAACGUCGUCUGCCCAAGGCUAGGUGUCGUGUUCUCAAUGAAGCCGGCAGUGAUGAAGACACUGUGUCGCCUCGUUCGCUGCAGCCGUCCUUGCGCCCCACUCGCACCUUUCACUGCCGCCACUGCGAAGAGGAGUUUUUUACAGUAAUAAGCCUACGCCAGCACCAGCGCAAUACCCAUCAAACCCGGCAUCCGUGCAGUCUGUGCGAGGCGGCGUUCGACACCAAGUACGAGUGGGAGCUGCACCACACAAUUUGCAGUGCCAGGCAUGAGGCUCUAAAAAUCCACCAUAUGGAUGAGACAACGCACAAGGGAAGGGCACGGUCAACACGUUCGCGUUCGCGGGCAUGUUCUGAAGAUUGGAAUAAGUACACUACCAACGUCCAAGUAGACUACGAUGACAGCGAAUGUGAAGAGCAGGAGCUGGAAGAAAAUGAACAUGAUGACCAGGUGGAUACCAUGUACACACGGAGAAUGAACUUCACGGGUGACUGGAUUGUAAACCACAGUCGAAGCAACAGCAACAGUGCUCUCAACCUGUCCCGGCUGUACGAUAACUACGUGCUGGAGGAGUCGCACAUAAGAACAGACAAGGAGUACGAUCUACACAUGCUUGAUUUGCUGAAGGCGCAAGUUCAGCUGAAUGAAUUUUCCUGCUUCACCUGUGGCUAUCAGACGGAUUCGCUAAGUGCGUUGAUGAAACACGACUACAUGCGUCAUUGGAAGAUGAGCUGGUUCUACUGCCAAAAGUGCGGGGACGUUUUCACCAGCAAAGUCUUCCUCGACUACCAUCUGCAUAGGCAGAACCGCGGCGUGUAUAUUUGCCACAAGUGUCAGGACGAGUUCGAUUACCAGAAUCAACUGGACUGUCAUCUGGUUCUCCACAACAAGGGUAUCAACUACCAGUGCAACUUCUGCCGCCUGGCGUUCCUUAGUGAAGCCAAGCUACUGGCCCACUGCGCCCGUUGCGGACACAGUCCCAAUGACGACCCACCGCUCAUCCGGAUCGAGCGCGCCAUUUCAAUCAGCAAUUACCCGCCCGGCCCUGAAAUCAGUCACCAAAAGUGGGAGUACGAGGAACGAGAGCUGCUCCUGCCCGGAGACCCCAUGCCAUCCAGCAGGCCUAUGCACUUACCCAAUCAUAAGCCCUUCCGAUUCGCCAUUGGAAUCUGCGAUUUCGAAAACCGCAACCAGCCCAAUUGUGCGGGCUGUCAGUAAUUUAAGUGGAAAUUUAGUAAACAAUUUAGAAGGGCCAAAUCGUUUACCAAGACUUGUACCUCAGUGUUUUGCAAUAUUAGCGUCUAGCUAGAUAGAUAAUCUUGUGUGUAUUGUAUUCGUUUUAGUCCGAUUCAAACCCCAAUUCCCAAUCCCAAUGAACCAGAUCCAGACUGGGAGGAACUAAAACCAUGUGUGUGUAUUUUUGUAACAGAUUAUUGUAAUAAAGAUAAACUCCAGACUGAA